Quercus lobata is the source of this 4663-nucleotide messenger RNA. RefSeq lists its product as uncharacterized. The record is from RefSeq and is a predicted model, not a curated record. Lineage: Eukaryota; Viridiplantae; Streptophyta; Magnoliopsida; Fagales; Fagaceae. The coding region runs from base 546 to 1493 and encodes 315 amino acids. The transcript has a single exon.
AGGUAUAGAAGAGCUACAUGCCAGAUAAAAUUAUACUUAUGUCAACGAAAUAAACCUUUCUAGCUAAAAUAAUCUGUCAGCUACCUUGUUCAACAUCACCCAUUGAACUCCAAAGAUAGAAGAAACAAGGAACCAUAACUCUCUUGCUAAAAGCAAUGUAGCAAUAGAUGAUCAACAAAUUCACCACUACAUAUACAUAAGCAACACCUUGACAAUAAUAAAAUUCCAUCUAAUAUUAUCUACAGCUAAGACACACAUUGACUUUCUACACAAUUUUUUUGAAACUUUGUUACACCAAAUACUUGUCCCUGGAAACUACACUUUAUUAUAAAAUUUUAAUGCUUCGUAGUAAGAGUGAACACUGAAUUUUUUUGUUAUGGUUUAAGCUUCCAUUUCAUACAACAAGCUUCAUUAGCCAACAUAGUACUUAGAAUACAACACGUUUAUAAGAGUAUCAACAAGGUGUAGCUCUUUUCUUUUUAUAGGUAACAAGGUGCAACUCUCAAUCAUGAAAUGCAUGAAUAGGCUAGGGGUGGGUUCCACACAUGAAGCUUAUCAACCCCGUAGGAUUCCUAAUAAGAGAACAAGGAAGCAUCUCCUUAUUCUCAAUCCUCUCAGCAAUUGAACACAAACCAAGGAACACUUCCUUUAAGUUUGUUCCCCACGCCAGACAUCAUGCCAAAUUGGAUCCUCCUUGCAUCUCCUACCCAAAUUGGAUCCUCCUUGCAUCUCCUACUCAAAAUUUGAAUUCUUCAACUCCCAAAAACCCAUACCGUGAUCAUGGCAGCAGUUUUUCUGGGAAAGAUACGGCACAACCUGGGGCAGAUUUUUUGUCUAAUAUUGAUGUGAUUGCCAAAAGAGAUUUGCUGACUCUAGAGAUCUCUUUACUUGUGGAGCGUGGGAUAGAGGGGCAGUGGGCUGUAGUUUCUUCUUUUAUUAAAGAUGUGAGCUCCAAUCAAAAUAGCCAUGGAAUGAGGCCCAACACUUUCAAGGGCCGUAACAAGCACACCCAAAACUGGGCUCCCAAACCUAAGCCUAAAGCCCAAACCGUCUCUCAGCAACUCAUUAGUUCUAAUUUAAAAGCCACCCACUCUCAUCAAACCACCAACUCAUUGCCGAUGAAGCUCAUCUCCCCCUCCAUGCAUCCUCCAUCUAUCAUUACCACCAACGGCACUUCUAACCCACUGAGGAGCACCACUAGUAACGAUACCGACUUGCCUCUGACACCCACCAUCAUCAAAGACGCCACUUCCCUUCUGUUGUCUGACAUCGUCAUCUCCCCUCCAGUGACGAACAGUCCCACUCCUCCAUUGACGACCACCAUCUUUAACGACACCUCUUCCCAACUGGUGAUCGGCAACAUUAUCUCCCUACCAGUGAAGAACAGCCCCACCUCCAUCUGCCGCAGCUCUUCUCUGCCACGGGCUGAUUCUUUAGAAUUUGGGUUUGUGUCAGGCAUUAAUCCUCCACUGUUGUCCAACAACAUUUCUUAGUCGAGCACUCCUGUUGCUCCGGUGCUAGUUAUUGCUGAGGAUUGUCUUGUUGAGCCUCACCCCUCCAUUAAGAAUUUCGUUGAAGAUUUGGAGCACACCUGUGGUAAUUCAGAGAAAUGGGUCUUAGAGCUUCGUGGGGGAGGCAGAUUACUAUUCCUCUCUCGCUAUACCACUCACUUGGGAGCAUGUCGAAUUUUUCCGAUCUCGAGGGAGCUGUGGGACAGGGUAACAACACUUUCAAGGAAGAAGGGCAUCUUGUCAGUUGGGCGGAUGAUUGUGUUGGUGCUUUGAAUAAUUUUUCUAGGUCAGAUUGUGAGUUGGGGGACUCUAAUGAGGGUCUUGUAAACUGGGAAAAUUUUAAAGAACCGCUGGUUGUGCAACCUUUGGUCAUGGCUAACCCAGUUGCUCCACUUGUAGAAGUGGCAGUUGCCUCCUCUCAAUUAUCUCCUUGGGUUGAGAAACGUAUUAAAGCCUUUAGGAAAUCUGUGGGUACUUCCUUGGAAGGCUUCGAAGCGAAAAUUACUAGGAUUUUUUUAGCUUUGGAGGCUAGGAAGAAAGCUAAAAUGCAGGUAGAAUGCUCUCAGAAGAGAGAGCUUAAGUCAAGUUCUAAAGGUCCAUUUAGUUCGAGGUUGGCGUUGGCGACAUAAUUAAAUUUUGGCAUCAUGUGUGGUGUGGAAGCUGUACUCUCCGGGAGGCUUUUCUGGAACUCUAUAAUAUUAGUUGUAAUAAGGAGUCUUCCAUUGCAGAUGUUAUGCACUUUCCUAACCAGAGGCUUUACUGGGAUCUUCUUUUUUCUAGAGCUCCCCAAGAUUGGGAAUCUGAACAUUUCUACACUUUUUUAGAUCUAAUCAAUUCUUUGCUCAUUAAUGGUGAAAGUUAGGACAAACUUUGUUGGAAACCAAAAGGGAAUAAGAAUUUUAAAGUGAGUGAGUUCUAUCUCUCCCUUUCCUCUACUCUUGACAUUUCUUUCCCUUGGAAGCCUGUGUGGCGUUCAGAGGUCCCUCCUAGAGUUGUUUUCUUCUCAUGGACUGCAUCAUUAGGUAAGAUAUUGACUACUGAAAAUUUAUGGUAUAAGGGUGUUGCAGUUGUCGAUUGGUGCUUUAUGUGUAAAAAGAGUGGGGAAUCGGUGAAUCACCUUCUCCUUCAUUGUCCUAUUGCUUAUGAUUUAUGGUCUAUGGUGUGGGUUCUUUUUGGUCUUCAAUGGGUUAUGCCGCAUGGUGUCUCUAAUUUAUUUUCGAGUUGGCAAGGUUCCUUUGGUGGGCAUCGGAGCAUUGAUAUAUGGAGGGCUGUCUCUCAUUGUGUCCUAUGGUGUAUUUGGCGAGAGCGGAACUCAAGAUGUUUCGAAGGGAAGGAGCGGUCUACUUCAGAUCUUAAAUCUCUUCUUCUUCAUACCUUGCUAGAGUGGAGUUCUUCCUUUAAUCUUUUCCCUUGUUCUAAUUUUUUAGAAAUGCUUGAUCUUUGUAAUUUAUGUGUUUGAUGUACUGUUUUCCUUGUUCACCCCCGGUGUACCUGGGCUUCUUUUUAAUACAAUUCCAUUAUUUAUCAAAAAAAAAAAAAAAAAAAUGAAACAAAAAAAGUUAGUCUAUCCUAACCACCUAUGAUACUUCUUCGGAGACAACACCCAUGAGGCCUCUGCACUUAUAAGUUAUAAUUCCAAUUAUCAUGUGCCUCUCAAUAUUCUACAGCAACAAACUAUCUCCGAAAACAAUUCGUUCUUAAAAAAGCACUAGAACCUUUCACCCAACAUAACUUGAUUAGAAAGAGGAGGAUUUCCUAAUCCCCAACCCCGCAUAUUUCAUAGAAUACCCAACUGUAUUCCAAUCCAACAAAUGAAACUUAAAUUCUUCAUUGGAUUCACCCCAUAAAAAUUGUUGUGGAGCUUCUUGACUGUAUUAUUCACACGAGUAGGAAAUGAUGAAUAGAGAUGGAAAACAGGUGGGUUGACUAGACAAAGUACUCUAAAGAAGUGUGAGCCUACCACCAUUAUACAAGUAAAAUUUCUUCCAUCCAACUUAUAUUGUUUCCAUCCUUUCUAAAGCUGUGAUCCAUACUCAAGUAGCCUUGAAGGAGAGCCCAAGAGCAAAUUGAGAGAGGUCAUGGGUAGAGAUCCCACCUUAUAGCACAAUAAUGCCGCCACUCCUCAACAAGAUGGCCUUAUCUGUAAGAAAGAGGUGAGAAAUUGUCAAUACGCCUCUAAUACUGCCCUUCACUUGGAAACCAGAAAGAAUCUGGCUAAAGAUCUCCAUAACCACAUUGAACAAUUGGGGAGGGAAUAGGUCCCCCUGCCUCAACCCUAAAGCUAUUCAAAAAUCUAGAAGGGUGCCAUUAACUAGAACUAAGAAUCUAACUAUGGAAAUAUGAGAAACUAUCUAUCUCUUCCUUUUAUCUCCAAAGAAAAAUUUUCCCAAUAAGUAAAUAACACAAUACCAAUUCACAUGGUCAUGUCUUUUCAAUACUAAUGACUCUUGGAACCGACUCCUUGAUUUUACUGUUGAAAUAUUCAUUAGAUUUUUUGAUUAUGAGUUUUCAAGGGGUAUCAACUGAAAACAACAUAGUUGGAUUAAAGUUCAGCCAUGCUAAUUUGAGGGGUGGUGACAGUUGGAUAUAUAAUAUGUAAAGCUUUUAUACCCUAUUAAGUUGCCAAGUAAAACUGUUGAUGUUUAAAUCCUCUUUUUGGUGAGACUUUACUCUGAGUAGAACAUUUUUACUUUAUUAUGGAAAUAUUGGUAUUGGCUUCAAGGUUGAUAAGUGGUUUUUGGUUCCAGCCUGGGAGCCUUCUAAUCUGGUCUUGAUGUCUUGCAACAUAUAUUUUUAGUCGUCUGAUGUUGACGGUAAACAAUGCAUGCAAAGUUCUUGCAUGCUUUGCAUAUAUCUUAUGUGGGUGCAACACUUGAUUAAUUCAAACUUUGUUUUUUUCAAACUUUGUUUUUCGUAUUUCUAUUGUACUGAUUUUUCUCAAGGUUCUUGUGGAAAUUAUUUUAGUAUUGAAGCGACAUCAUUGGUUAAACUUCUAUUAUGAUGAUAGAUAGUAAGACUAAGGGAUUCUUUGAUUUAGUUAUUGAAAAAUGGAUUAUUUAAGGCACAUGCAUCAAGGUCUGCUUAAUUGUUCUGUUUUGUACCCAUUUUAAAGUCGAAAGCUAAAGUCUGAGCUUGUCUUGUGGACAAAUGUC